GGGGACGGCUGGGACUUGUAGUCCCGCCGCCCGUUCCCCCGCCAUGCAGGCACCGGCGGCGGCGGAGCGCAACAAGGGCCCCAUCCUGGCGGUGCUGCGGGAGUACGCGGGGCCCGGUGCGGUGCGGGUGCUGGAGGUGGGGGCGGGCGCGGGGCUGCACGCCGCUCACUUCGCCCGGGCGCUGCCCCAGACCCGCUGGCAGCCCUCCGACAUCGACCCCCAGGCGCUGCGCAGCAUUGCUGCCUAUGCGGAGGCCAUGCAGGUACCCAACAUGCUGCCCCCGGUCCUGCUGGACGUCUCGCAGGGCUGGGAGAUGUGGGGGGACACCCAGCCUGCCACCCUCGACCUCCUCGUCAGCAUCAACAUGAUGCACAUCGCGGAGCUGCGGUGCACCGAGGGGCUGUUCAAGGGUGCUGGGGUGCUGCUGAAGCCCGGAGGAGUGCUCUUCACCUACGGGAAAUCCUGCCUGGGGCCUUCGGGACACAGCGCUGCUGCGGCAGCUGGCCGAGGCCAACGGGCUGCGCCUGGAGAGGAUGGUGGACAUGCCAGCCAACAACAAAAGUCUCAUCUUCCGCAAGCAGUAACCUGCCCCUACGGCACCUCCCGGCAUGGCCACCCCCCACCCCUUGAGGGGGGCUGGGCUUGGCGAGGGGGGGGGGGGGCGUCUCCCCCAGCCCCUUCGGGGCUCCCUUUGCAAUGGGGUGCCCCAGCCUGGCCCAGAGGAGCCACCACAGCUACCACAGGCUGGGGGGAUGGGGCACAGCACCCCUGGGCAUGGGGGACAUUCCUUGCUUAGUCCCUGUUUCCCCGGAGGAUGCUGUGCCAAAGGUGGGGGGGACCCAUUCCCCUUUUUCACCCCCGGGACUGUGCUGCUGCCCCCAAUAAACUCCAGGGCCUUCCCCCUGCCCAAGCA
Messenger RNA from Chroicocephalus ridibundus (black-headed gull), 913 nucleotides. RefSeq names its product methyltransferase like 26 (gene METTL26). The record is from RefSeq and is a predicted model, not a curated record. Lineage: Eukaryota; Metazoa; Chordata; Aves; Charadriiformes; Laridae. The transcript is spliced from 5 exons. The coding region runs from base 44 to 796 and encodes 250 amino acids.